Molecule: messenger RNA, 1233 nt
Organism: Sclerotinia sclerotiorum 1980 UF-70
Lineage: Eukaryota; Fungi; Ascomycota; Leotiomycetes; Helotiales; Sclerotiniaceae
Exons: 1
Coding region: 1-1233 (410 amino acids)
Source: RefSeq, a predicted model, not a curated record
AUGCCUUUCCCCAAGAAACUCAUCCCAAUUACUUCAAUCCUAACAGCUACAUUUCUCUUCCUACUUUUCAAACCCUUAUUUCUCCACACCCAAUGGAUACCCACUAAACCCAGCGAAAUCGAAACCAAUCCAAGACAUAAAGAAAUAAAAACAUACAGUAACAAAUGGCGAACCGCGCACGAAACGCAAAAACCUAUAUACUUCCACCCCGGUAUCGUCAAGCCAUAUCCUGCACAAUAUUCCAAAGCGCUCGUUAUAGCCAGUACCACGAGCGAAGAUGUGGAUUGGAUUCGGGAGAAUUUCGAAAACGAUACUUCGAUUCAAUACACUAUAUAUACAGCCGAUGAUCCUUCCGCCGAAUAUCAUCCUCCGAAAAAUAAGGGACAUGAAGUUAUGAUAUAUCUAUCGUAUAUCAUUGAGAAUUAUAAUCAUCUUUCGGAUGUGAGCAUAUUUAUGCAUUCUCAUCAGACGACAUGGCAUAAUAAUGAACUUCUGGAUUUGGAUUCUGCUCAGAUGAUUUCGAGAUUAUCUUCCGAACGGGUUAUUCGAGAAGGUUAUAUGAAUUUAAGAUGUCAUUGGCAUCCAGGAUGUCCAGAUUGGAUGCAUCCAGGAAUAGUGGAGGAGGAUGAUAAUAAACAAGAACAAACGAUUAUGGCAAGAGCAUGGGUGGAACUUUUCCCACUUGAGCCAGUUCCAAAUGUACUUGCACAACCUUGUUGUGCACAAUUUGCCGUUUCGAAAGAAAGAAUUCGAACUUUGCCACUGGCAAGAUAUAUAUUCUAUCGAGAUUGGUUGUUGAGAACAGACUUAUCAGAUUUCAUAAGUGGUAGAGUGUGGGAAUAUAUUUGGCAAUUUGUUUUUUCUGGACAAACGAUAUUGUGUCCAAAAGAGCAUAUUUGUUAUUGUGAUGGAUAUGGUAUUUGCUUUGGAGGAGAGAUGGAAUAUCAGGCUUAUUUGGAUAAGCAAAGUGAAAAGGAAAAUUUGAAGAUUGAAAUAGAGGAAUGGGAUAUACGAAAUGAAGAGAUGCAGAAUUUGAUAGAUGAAGGAAGGGAAGAAGAAAUUGCGACUUUGGAAAAACCUGAUCCGAUGAUAAAGGAAAAGUUAGAGAAGGAGAUUGAUGAAAUUCAACGUUGGCUCGAAGUAAGUAAAGAAGAAGCAAUGCAACGUGGCGAUGUUGCUCCUAAUCGAGCUAAAGAAGCUGGUAGAGAAUGGAAAGAUGGAGAUGGAUUUUAA